Messenger RNA from Dermatophagoides farinae (American house dust mite), 4270 nucleotides. The record is from RefSeq and is a predicted model, not a curated record. Lineage: Eukaryota; Metazoa; Arthropoda; Arachnida; Sarcoptiformes; Pyroglyphidae.
AUAAAUUAAUAGCAUCAAUAAUAAUAAACUAGAAAAUAUUUUAAAUAUGAAAAAAUCCGGUUUUUUUCGCGGUGUACUUGAUGGUAUACGUUCGACCGUUGGUCAACAAUCAUCAUCAUCAUCAUCAUCUGGUGCAAAAGCACUAUUGGAAUCUGAAACUGAAGAAGUUUUGAAACAAUCACAUUUUAAAAUCAAUACGAUUGUUCAACAUGGUUUCCCAUAUCAGCCUACAUCGAUUGCAUUCGAUCCAAUACAACGGUUAAUUGCAAUUGGAUCGAAAAAUGGUUCACUACGGAUUCUGGGACGUCCAGGAGUCGACAUCAGUCUUCGUCAUGUAACCGAAUUUGCUGUAUUGCAAAUCAUUUUCAUUAUUAAUGAGGGCCAAUUAAUAACCGUUUGUGCCGAUGAUAGUAUUCAUCUUUGGAAUCUACGUAAUAAAUCACCAGAAAUUGUCCAUUCACUCAAGUUUCAAAAAGAAAGGAUUUCUUAUUGCCAUCUAGCAUUUCAAAGUAAAUGGAUGUAUAUUGGUACAGAAAGAGGCAAUGUUUAUGUUGUCAAUAUCGACACAUUUGCCAUGUCUGGUUAUGUUAUAAAUUGGAAUAAAGCAAUCGAAAUAUCUCGUAAAACACAUCCUGGUUCAAUCAUUCAUCUAAGCGAUUGUCCAAUUGAUUCAAAUAAGCUAUUAAUUGGAUAUGAAUCCGGUAGUAUUGUUUUAUGGGAUUUACGUAAUAAAAGUGCCGAUUUUCGUCAUAAUUAUCCGGAAGGAAUACUAUCCAUUUCAUGGCAUAGUGAAGGUAGACAAUUUAUUUGUAGCCAUGCUGAUGGUAGUCUUAGUACAUGGAACCUUAAAGCCGGUUCUAGGCCUCAAUCAUCAAUCUUUCCACAUGCCAAAUCAGGUGAUCCAAAAUCCGAACUAUGUUCGAAAAUACCAAAAGUUGAAUGGCGUACAUCACGUACUGGUGAUGCUUAUAUUAUGUUUUCCGGUGGUCUUAUUGUUGGCAAUGGUGGUGGUGGUGGUGGUGUUGGUGGUAGUGAUAGUGCCAAUACUAAACAAGUAUUGACUGUAAUUCAUGGCAAAUCAACAACAGUUUUGGAAAUGGAACAUGAUAUCAUUGAUUUUAUAACCUUGUGUGAAUCGCCUUAUGAAGCUGAUUUUAAUGAUCCAUAUGCCAUAGUUGUUUUACUUAGCAAUGAUCUAGUGGUAGUUAAUCUUCAACAACCUGGUUAUCCUUGUUUUACGAAUCCAUAUCCAAUGGAUUUACAUGAAUCACCGGUGACCUAUUGUUAUUAUUUGGCAAAUUGUCCACCUGAUCUUAUACAUGCAUUUUAUACGGUUGGACAAAAAUCAAACAAACGUAGUGGUAUGUUGGAACGUGAUUGGCCCAUAAAUGGUGGUGAAUGGGGAAGUUCAACAGUAAGCUAUCCAGAGAUUAUAAUCACUGGUCAUGCUGAUGGUUCAUUAAAAUUCUGGGAUGCAUCGGCUGUAAAUUUGCAAAUAUUAUAUAAACUAAAAACAGCCAAAUUAUUUGAAAAGCCAAGACUCAUAAAUAGCAGCCAAAGUUCUAAUAAUAAUAAUAAUAAUCAAAAUAAUAACAAUAGCAACAAUAAUAAUGUUGGUUCCAACAAUAAUAACAACAGCAACAACAACAACAAUACGACAAAUAAUAACGGAACGUCCGAAAUGGAAGAUUUAUUUGCCAUUGAAUUUCUAACAUUUUCUGCUGAAAAUCGUGUACUAUGUGUUGCAGGAGCUUCGUCACAAGUGAUUGUAUUCCGUUUCAGCAAACAAGAAGCUCAAUCUGAAAUAACAGUUAUUGAAGUGCCAAUGAAUUAUGAUGAAAUUGAUCCACAAUCGGAUAGCGAAAUUUUAUCUGGUGCCUCGGCAUUAUUACAUAAAGCCGAUACACAUGAUCCUAUGGCUUAUUAUCCAUUAAAAGCUCGCACAGGUCAUCAUAAACGAUUAUCCGGUUUUCAGGCCGAAGUCAUUUGUCUUAGUCCUUGGAUUGAUCGUAAAACACCGCCAUAUCGAAUAACAUCAAUGAGUUAUAAUAUGCACGCUAGUCUUUUUGCAUAUGGUACCGAAAAUAGUUUAGUCAUCAUUGAUCUUGUUCAAAAAAGUAUCGUGUUAAAUGUUUCCACUGCAUCACUUUAUGGUACAAGUGAUCCGUAUCAAAGAACAAGAACAAAACGCUGUACAUCUGCAGGACCACAUUCAAAAGAAUCAAGUGAUCAUAAUAAUGAACAUCGUAAUGAUGUUGAUCGUUGUCGUUCACCAAUCACCAAUGAAAAUGAUGUUUGUAUGAGUCCAACGACAAUAGGCGGCAAUCGUAAUUCAGGUUUUCAUCAUCAUAGUUCAUUAUCAUCAUCUACGAAUUUUGAUGGUUCAUUGGGUGCUACAGGAAGUGGUGGAAGUGGUGGAUGUUCGCCGUCAUCAUUAGGUACGGCAACAUCGACAAUACUUUCAUCAACAUCACCAUCGGCAACAGCGUCAUCGUCCGCAGCUGCUGCUGCUGCAACGUCAGCCACAUCAACAUCAUCAUCGAAUAUAUCACGUUCAAAAGCGAUUCCACAAUCCAUAGUGAAUACCGAGCUGAAACGUUCACGUUCUCAAGGUACUCGAAACAAGUUACAAAUGAUGCAUACCAUACAUCAGAGUAUGAUGAUUAUGCCAGCAUCAAUUGCUACUGACCAUCGUGGUGAUCACCAUCAUCAUACUGAUGCGUCCGACAGGCUCAUCAAUUCGAGUAGUAUAAAUCAUAUCGGGCUUCACCAUCACCAUCAUUUACAUCAUGGCGUCCAAUUAGGAUCAGACAAAAUUGAAAGCUUUACCCGAUCACGAAGCUCCAGUAUGUCUAGCCUGGAGAAUGUUGGCAGUGAACCAGUUCAAUUUUUGAUAUUUGCCAAUACUUAUGUUCUCAAAACUGAUACUUGUCCCAGUCCAACACUUUGGGUGGGUACAAGUUGUGGUACUGUAGUUGUCAUUACAUUGACAAUGCCCGAUAGCAUGGACAAUCGUGUUCUAUGUUUGCAAACUGUUCUAGCAACACCUAGUCCGACCAUAUUUCGUUUGAAAGGUUCAAUAUUGAAUAUUGGAUUUCUUGAUCUAAAUGGGUGUAGCCUACCAUUAUCUGCUGAUUCAUGGAAAGAUAAUAAUAAACGAAAUGAAACUUCAACACCGACAAGCACUGGUGAAUCAAAUAAACGUACCGGAUCAUUGACUAUCACUCGUACAGGUAGUGGUGGUUCGGCAAGCAAUCGAAUGACGAAAACAUCGCCCACAUCUAGUACAACCGAUGUACGAGAUUCACAUUUGGUCGUGUUAACAUCGGAAAAACAAAUUCGUUUGAUUGUAAUGCCUCAACAGAUUUGUGCUCAAAAAGCUGUCAUCACUGAAACAUCGUUUGCUGUACGAGCUGAUCUUGUAUUUAUUAAGAAUCAAGAUGCUUAUUGUUUAGCAGUAUAUCUGGGCACCGGCAACAUUGUAGUCUAUAGUUUGCCAAGUCUACGUAUCUUAAUUGAUAAUGAUUUUUUACCAUUAACUGAUGUCAGAAUUGCACGAACAAUACUUUUUAGUGUAAAUGGUCAUGGAAUGUAUCUAUCAUCACCAUCAGAGUUGACAAAAUUCACAAUAUUGGCAUCAUUCUGUGACAAUUUACCCGAUAUGAUUGGUUCAGUAUAUACUGGUCCAAAAGAAUUACCCGAACCGCCCAAACAAUCAUUUUUAAAAGGUUUUUUUGGUGGCACACCGACACCAUUAGAUCGUGAGGAAUUGUUCGGUGAAACGAAUGCCGGUAAAGCGCCCAAAACAAUGGCACGUUUAAUACCAGGGUCAAUUGAACAUGCUAAAUCACAAUCCAGUGCUAUUGGUGGUGAAUUUGCUAAAUUAAAAGAGGGCCUAUCCGAACGUGGUGAACGUCUUGGUAAAUUAGAAGAUAAUACAGCUCGUAUGCAAAAUGAAGCUGAAGCAUUCAGCAGUAUGGCACAUGCUGUUAUGCUCAAAUAUCGUGAUAAGAAAUGGUAUCAAUUCUAAGAAUACCACACCAAAAAAAAAAAAAAUUCUUCAAUCUCUCAUUUUCACUAUUUAUUCAACAAACGUACAACGAUCAAAAAAAAAAUCAGCCAUCAUAUUUAUAUACAUUAUAACCACCAUAUAUAUUCAUAUAUGGUGUAUAUGUAACAAUCGGAUAAGAAUAUGGAUUAUUUAUCAACAAUCUCAUAAAAUCAUUUCAUCAUCAUCAUCAUCAUCAUCACCAUCAUCAUCAAUCAUCAU